CCAGCAGGCUCGUGGGAGCUGCGCUGUUGGGAUAUUUCUCCUUGAAGGAGAAGGGAUCCCCCUCACGCAUUUUCUUCCCUCCCUCGGAGAAGAGAUGCUCCACAGAACAGGGGGUGCCGCAGGUCUAAACCCGCGGGGGGACUGGGGACACAAGCGACACCUCCAACUGCCUCGGAAUCCCUCGGGGCCUCGGAUUAAAGCUGUUACGUCAGUAAAUUUAAAAAAAAAAAUAAAUCCGACAACAGAAAACACAGCCCCAAACCUGGACGUUUAUACAGAAAAAGAGCAUCACAAAUUCCUAAUGUAAGCACCGGCCAGCUGUGUGCACUUGUAAAGUUGUUAUAAUCCCCCUCCUUGUUAUAAACAGGAAAGUACAUAAUAUAAAGCAACAGGCCCGCAUUCACAAAUACUGACCCUCCUCCCCGGGCCUGCCAAAUUCCCCUUUUGCUGCAGCUCUGCCUGCUCGGGCUGGGAGCGGGGCCGGACCGGGGUCCCCCUUCGCCCGUCCCCGGGGUCUCCUUGGGAUGGAAACCCGGGAGGUGCAAAGGACCCCUCCACACCUAACCCCCCUUCCCUUUUCCUUCCUCGCCAUCGCAGCUCUGCCUCCUCCCCUCACCCACCCCUUUCUCUUCCUUUCUUCAUUUUUUUUUUUUUUUUUAAAUUUUUUUGUGUUGUUUCAUGCCCCAGUUUUGCUGCGGGGAUCCCUGCCCGCUGCUCCCCAGCUCCAGCAGUGUACAUCCUGCUCUGCUGUGUGUGCUUACAGCGUCAAAGGGUGGACGUGAUAUUUCAAACAUCAGAUCAGUGCGUUUAUAUAUUGGGUGCCCGGAAAUUUUUCCAAAUAAACACAGCUUGAUUCGACUUGGGUGGGCAGACUUAUCAACAGACUAAUUCUAUAAACAAAUGAAGGAAUAACCCGGAGACCAUUGGCUGGUACCAGUGAGACACGUGGAGAGAGCUCGGAGUUUUGUAGCAAUGAAAUUUUAAUUAAUGUGGGUGGGCUGAGAACACAAACGACUGUUUAUCAGAGACAAUUUAUUUUCCAGCGCUAAGUCAACAUAUAAUAGCAAACUUACAACAAUUAUUUAACUUUUUUUUUUCCCUCCUUUUUUUUUUUUUUUUUUUUUUUUUCCUUUUUUUUUAAGAGCUAUGAGGCAGGGACAGAGGCAGAGCGAGCUCCUUCAGGCAGGGCUGGGAGCUGAGCUCGCACAACCAGGACUCGUCCCACGUUGCUGCCCUGCCCCGUCCCUUCGCUCGGGCUCCGAGGGGGAAGAAGACGCGGAGCUGCGAGCCCGCCGGCGAUGAGCCACAUCUACGGUAGCCACCUCUCCCCUCUGGGUAGCCCGUCCAUGGUUUACCUGCCGGCCGCGCUCGGCUUCGCCCCCGGGGGGGCGAUAUCCCGGCAGGACCCCCCGCAGAAACCCCCGUACAGCUACAUCGCCCUCAUCGCCAUGGCCAUCAAGGAGGCUCCGGAGCAGAAGGUGACCCUGAGCGGCAUCUACCAGUUCAUCAUGGACCGCUUCCCCUUCUACCACGACAACAAGCAGGGCUGGCAGAACAGCAUCCGCCACAACCUCUCGCUCAACGACUGCUUCGUCAAGGUGCCCCGCGAGAAGGGGCGGCCCGGCAAGGGCAGCUACUGGACCCUGGACCCGCGCUGCCUGGACAUGUUCGAGAACGGCAACUACCGCCGCAGGAAGAGGAAGCCCAAAGCCGCCGCAGCCCCGGACACCACGGGUGGCGAGCAGCCCGCUCCGCCCGCUCGCCCCGCCGAGCCCAAGCGGGCCAAGGGCAGCGCGGCCGCAGCGCCGGGGGACGCGGGGGUGCCGCGGCCGCCCGGGGGGACCGCGCCUUGUCCCGGGGGUCCCUCCCCUGCUGCCGCCCCGCCGCUCAAGAGCGGCUCCCGGGGCCGCAGCUUCAGCAUCGAGAGCAUCCUGGCGCAGGGGCUGCGGCCGCCGCCCCCCGGCGCAGCCCCCAAGGCGGCCCGGGACGGCCCCGCCGCUUCCCUCGGCGGCUCCCUGGUGGCCAGCGGCGCCUUCGGGCCGGCUCUCAACGCGUCCCUCAUGCUCGACUCCCAGGUGCACGGGAGGCUUUACCACAUCGGCAUCCCCUUCCUCUCCUGCUUCCCUCUGCACUUCUCCGAGGCGGUGUUUAAUUUCCAGUAGUUGCCCCAGAAUUAGCGCUGCUCCGGGUGGGGGAGAGAUCGGACUCAGACCUCACCACGAGGGGAAAGAUCUUAAAAAAACCCCCCAAAAAACCCAAACAAACCCCAAAUCGACGUUUUAAAGGUGACUCAGGAUUUCAGGGCAUUUUCAAGGCGCGUCUUGCUGCGGACUGUCUUUAGCGGGUGCCUCCCACCCCCUGCCAGAGCGGCUUUGGAAGGUAAAGUUGGUUUUCCCGAGGGCGGUGGAGGUUCAGGCAGCACCGGGGGAACGCCCACGCUGGCCCCCAAGCCCCGUGGGGUUUGCUCUGCACCUUUAGUCUUUGCAUCCCUCAGGUUCCUCAGACCAGCCCUUCAGGUCUCUGUUUUCUUUUAUUUUUCCUUUGAAAACCAAGCCCCAUCCCGGGGGGAGGAGGCUGAGUUUUGUUUCGCCAUCAAUACCCACAGGUAUUAAUAAUGCUCAGAAUUUCACCAUGCAAAUCAACAGGCACAUAUUAGUUCCUGAUAUUCCCCACUGGCCCAGUCCUCCCAGUGGGUAAUGGAGCUGGACUCAUGGCAGACCAAGCAAUCCAGGCUCAUCCUGAAUCUUCCUGCUUGCUUUGGUGGUGUGGAACUGGUUUCCUGCCCAGCACUGGUGCUUUGGAGUAUCCCCACAGAGUUUCUGCUCAUGGAUGCGGCCAAAAAGAAGGGGAUAGAUGAGCAAACACAGAGAUUUGUCUGCUUUCCAUGUCUUACUGGGAUCUUCUGACCAAAAAAAGACUGAAGCAGGAUUGUGGAGCCCAGGACAAAUACCAGGGGAAAAAAAAUUUAAAAAAAGAGACAUCAGCUAUGUUUCUAAAGUUUUCUUUUUUUUUAAAGAAGAAAGAAUCCUGACACAUUGCAAGAAAUCAGGAAUAUUUUGUAUUUUUGUUUGCCGUAAAUAGAGGCUUUUUGUAUAUUAGUGGAUAAAUGCCCUUUUGGAAAAAAAAAAAAAAAUAUUCUCAAUUUUCAUUAUGAAACCAAACCUAUAUCCAAUAAAGGUAUUUUUGUUCAGGA
Messenger RNA from Oenanthe melanoleuca, 3193 nucleotides. It is a transcript of the gene FOXL1, whose product is annotated as forkhead box L1. Gene Ontology annotation, biological process: regulation of transcription by RNA polymerase II; cell differentiation; anatomical structure morphogenesis. The record is from RefSeq and is a predicted model, not a curated record. Gene Ontology annotation, molecular function: RNA polymerase II cis-regulatory region sequence-specific DNA binding; DNA-binding transcription factor activity, RNA polymerase II-specific. Bases 1299 to 2162 code for a protein of 287 amino acids. The transcript has a single exon. Lineage: Eukaryota; Metazoa; Chordata; Aves; Passeriformes; Muscicapidae.